CAUAAAAUAGUUGGUCCAAGAAGAAAAAGACACAUUCCUUAAAAAGUUAGAAUGGAUAAGGAAUAUGGAUAUAGAGAAGUGUGGUGCCGGAGAGUUAGCAUAGGAACUCAAAAUGGCACAGCUUAGUUUGUGUAAUUGUUGUAGUGGCGGCAGAAGCUCCUUGUCUCAAGUUUUAAUUGUCUUUGCACUUGUGUUAGAGAUCAUUUGCUCUUUUCAGCUUUCAACAUCUCACUCCAUAGUGCAAUCCCUUCCUGGAUUCCAAGGACCCCUGCCUUUUGUUCUUGAAACUGGGUAUGUGGGUGUGGGUGAAACUGAAGAGGAGCAAGAUGGUGAAGUGUUCUACUAUUUCAUUCACUCAGAGAACAACCCCAAAGAGGACCCUCUCCUUCUUUGGCUUACGGGUGGCCCUGGUUGCUCUGCUUUUUCUGGCCUUGUCUUUGAAGUAGGUAGGUACAUACCAAACACCAAAGGCUACGUUACAGAACAGGAUACGAGACAUAGAGGUCCUUUAUCAUUUAUAAACGAGGAAUACAAUGGGAGCUUGCCAAAUCUGGUUUUGAAGCCACAGUCAUGGACAAAGGUAAGCAGUGUAAUAUUCGUAGAUUUACCUGUGGGUGCUGGAUUCUCUUAUGCCAAAACAGAACGUGCUGUUCACCAAAGUACCCGGAAAGUAGUUCAAGAUGCUCAUCAAUUUCUUAGGAAGUGGCUGGUUGAUCAUCCGGAAUUUCUAUCAAAUGAAGUGUACAUUGCGGGCGAUUCAGUGUCUGGGCUUCCCAUUCCAGCAAUUGUUGAAGAAAUUUCAAAUGGAAAUGAAGGUGGCGUCCAGCCACAUAUAAAUCUCCAGGGGUACCUGCUGGGGAAUCCCUUUACAACAUUUACCGAAGAUAACUAUGCAGUAGCAUUCAAUCAUGGCAUGGGACUCAUUUCUGAUGAAUUAUACGAGUCACUAAAUAGGAACUGUAAAGGAGAGUUCAUUAAUGUAAACCCCGGAAACAAAGCUUGUGUAAGAGACAUGGAAUCAUACAAGGAGACUAUUUCAGGAAUUUAUGUAUGCCACAUUUUGGAGCCUAACUGCGAGUUCGCCUUGCGUAAGGCAUGGAGGAGGAGAUCUCUGACUCUAACUGAUCAGCUCCACAAGUUUCCGAUCCUUGCAGUCCCACCCUUAAGCUGUCGGAGUCAUGCAUAUCUACUAUGUACCUAUUGGGCCAACUUUGAAGAGGUUCGCAAGGCACUAAACGUUCGAAAGGGUAGUAUAGGAAAAUGGCAGCGCUGUAACUAUGACAUACUUUACAAGCAUGAUAUUCGAAACAGCGUCCAAUAUCAUGAAAAUCUAAGCAGUAAAGGCUAUCGUUCAUUAAUAUACAGUGGGGAUCAUGACAUGAUAGUUCCAUUCUUGGCGACCCAAGCGUGGAUUCGAUCUUUAAACUACACCAUCGUGGAUGAGUGGAGGCAAUGGUACGUCAAUGGUCAAGUUGCAGGAUAUACUAGGACUUAUUCAAAUCGGAUGACGUUUGCAACUGUGAAAAAAUAUUUUUAACCAGGGUGGAGGACAUACAGCUACUGAGUACAAACCUGAAGAAUGUUUAGGCAUGUUCAUUCGGUGGAUAUCUAAAAGGCCAUUAUAGGAAUACCCAGCAGAGCCAAGGUGGUAGUGUACCUAUGCUACGAAGAAUAAUCACUUUGUACAGUGAAUCUGAACUUGUUUGGAUAAACUUCUAAAAAAAGAUCUUUUUUUGAUUUAUUUUUUUUUAAAAGAUCUUAUGAAAAAGUAAAAGUAAUUUUAUGUUUGAAUAUCUCAU
This is a messenger RNA of Arachis ipaensis, 1799 nucleotides long. Lineage: Eukaryota; Viridiplantae; Streptophyta; Magnoliopsida; Fabales; Fabaceae. The record is from RefSeq and is a predicted model, not a curated record.